AUGAUUUUUACCGGACUUUUCCUCGGUGCCGCUCAUGCCCAAGAUACUCCCAAGGAGUCCUACCUUAACUGCGUCAAUCUGACUGGACUCAGUGGCGUCAUUUCUAACCCUAGAGAACCCUGCAGUCUUUCUCCAGACGGAUGCUACACUUCUGGCCAGGACUAUUGCUGGAGAGUUCAGUCUAGUUGCAAAACCAUCCGGGCCAAGUUCAACAAAUUUAUUGUGGAAGAAUACAUGUCUGGCAAGGACGACUGUCCAUACGACAAAGUCCUGCUUUCCUGGUCAGGAAAAUUUGUUGAGCUAUGCGAUCACUCAGCGGCUUCAAAAUCAGGGCAAGGUAAGAUCUUCAACCCUAACAAGGAUCCUGAAAACUUGGGUUGGCUUGAUUGGGUCUCUAUGGAUGCUGAUGAGUUUUUCAUCGAACUCAAAACUGAUGCUUCAAUCGACUUCUACGGCUUUGAUCUGGAAUGGGAGUGCGAAGAAUUUACCACAACAACUUCAACAACAACCACCACCACCACCACCACCACCACCACCACGACUUCAACAACGACUACAGAGGAGGUCUUGACUACAACUACGUCCGCAGCCAACGAGACAACUCUUAUGGAGCGGAAGAAGAAGCGUCCAAAUAGCGAGGAGUCGCGAGGAUUCAAUGGAUACUGGGAUGGAUAUCAUCUUUAUGACAUCGACGACUUCGCAAAGCUCUUCUUUGAGUGCACUCAGAAUGCUCUUGACGAGAUAGACCACUGCAUUGGUGACAGCAACCGUGGCAGAAAGGUUCGACAGAACUGGGAGUACCGAUUCAAGCACCUCAUCUUUUCUCUUGGACAACAGCUUCGAGAUGAGAAACGAAUGCGUAAAUGUCAAGGCUCAGGUGUAGAUGUAAGCAAUGAGGCCGCGCGAGCUCUUUCAAAGCUCAAGCACGACGAAUAUUACGGCUAUCACGGAAGUCACGGCCACGCUCAUGACAAUAACGAGUACCUCGAGCACUUCCAUAACUUAGAAAACGUCUAUGAACUCGCUUUGGAGAGUCAAUUCUUUGGUUGUACUGGUCGUGCUCAACUCGCCACCAAAAAACGAAAAGUGGCAAAAUUUCACUCACUUGUGGACCGUGUCAUGCGAGGGUUGAAAUACUGCGACCAUGACCACGACGAUCACGAUUACCACCAUGAUGACCACUUCUACUAUGACCACAAGAGUGUCUCUGUCGAGCAAGAUAAAAAGACCCCAUACUAA
Molecule: messenger RNA, 1239 nt
Organism: Oikopleura dioica
Lineage: Eukaryota; Metazoa; Chordata; Appendicularia; Copelata; Oikopleuridae
Source: the annotation of a GenBank genome assembly